Molecule: messenger RNA, 1320 nt
Organism: Plutella xylostella (diamondback moth)
Lineage: Eukaryota; Metazoa; Arthropoda; Insecta; Lepidoptera; Plutellidae
Product: pseudouridine-5'-phosphatase
Molecular function (GO): phosphatase activity
Source: RefSeq, a predicted model, not a curated record
UUAGGUUAGGUAAAUAAAUAUUACUUUAACCUAACAAGAAACUUACUUAUAAAAAUGCUAUUGAAAAGAUGCUAGGAGGUAUCACAGUGGGAUUGUGCAACUAUUUGUGCAUGUUACUGAAACCCACACGAGGGAUAGUAUUCAGAAAUUAUCACACUGUCACUCAUUGUAUAUUUGAUAUGGACGGAACUAUUAUAGAUUCUGAAGUUUUAUACGCAAAUGUUAUUAGAAAGAUUUGUUCCAAAUAUGAUAAAACUAUAACUGAUGGAUUGUUAAACAAGGUGAUCGGAGUGACAGACAGAGACAUAAGCCAAAUGAUCUGCAAAGAACUUGAAAUACCAAUCCCACCGGUCGAAUUUGAAAAACAAAUGAAAGAUAUGACCACGGCUUCAGCAAACACGGUGCCUACUAAAGAAGGAGCAAAUAAAAUACUAAAUCACCUGAAGAGCCACUCAAUACUAGCCGCGCUGGCUACGAAUUCAACUGGAGAGACAGUGAGGAUGUACGCGAUGGCGAAACCUGAGCUGUUUGGCCAUUUCCAUCACAUGGUCAGCGUAGAUGAUGCAGAGGUACAUCACGGCAAGCCACACCCAGACUUGUUCCUGGUGGCUGCCUCCAGGUUCCCUGCCAAAGCUGAUCCUAAGCACUGUCUUGUCUUCGAAGACUCGCCUGUCGGGGUUGAAGCAGGAAUAUCAGCUGGAAUGCAGGUUGUAAUGGUACAGGAUAAAAGGCUGAUGAAUACUUCGUUACGAAAAUUUAAAGCGACGCUCAUUUUGACCACUCUCAUGGAUUUUAGUCCGGAAAUAUUUGGGUUACCGCCGUAUAAUUCUUAAAAUAAUAAUGCACCUAUUGUGUAAUGUUAACUUUAUAGAUACGUUCUUGUAAUAGGCAUGUACACUAUGUAUAUCAAGUGUAAUUAAAAUCAUGGAGACACGUGGUCUUGUGGUGAUAGAAAAAGGUACCAAUAUUAAGCCGAAAUGGGUGACUAGGGGUCCUAGCCUCGGAGGGUCAUUCUAAAAACUCUUGUGCUGUAUCUCCCUAUCGGUUAACUAUAUCCUUUUUUAACACCCUGUAUAAGUGUAUAAUAUAGGUGUCAGGAAAACAAUCAAUUCAGCCGCAACUCUUUUAUUUAAAAACCAAACCCGAUUACACUAUUUAAAAUAUACAUUAUACAGCUUUCUUAUGAUACAAAAUUAUAAACAAGCUUUACAUAAAAUUUUACAAUACUCUAUAUUUAUGUAAUAGUUGUACCCUAUAUACAAUACUAAAUGUUUACCUACAAAGGUUCUUUUUUAAAUAAAAUAAAAGCGAUGGUAUGAA